AAUAAGCUCUGAGGCGUCUAAGUACCCCGAGGCUUUCUUACUACAGCUCUGUCAGGACUCUUAGUCUUGUCCUAAAGCGAACUGCAACAUCAGUCAAACAUUUGAAAGAAAACGGUGUGCAGUUAAAACUAGAGCGGCCAGUUAACCAACUGCGACAAAACUUUGUCCGCUCUGAAAGCCCAUUGGGAAGAAGAGGACCUGGUUGAAACAGCAAGUCAAAGAAGAAACAAGAAGUAGUCUAAAAGAAGUGAGUGAUAAAGCAUGAUUUCUGCUUGCAUAGAAACCCUUGGUUUAGGACUUUGCGUCCUUGGCACUCUCUUGGUGAUGGUGUCCUGCGGUCUGCCCAUGUGGAAAGUGACAGCCUUCAUCGGAAGCAACAUCGUGGUCUCUCAAAACAUUUGGGAUGGACUGUGGAUGUCGUGCGCUGUCCAGAGCACCGGACAAAUGCAGUGCAAGACGUACGACUCGGUGCUCGCCUUAAGCACAGACGUACAGACCGCCCGGGCCCUCACCGUUAUCUCGUCGGUGAUGGGCGUGGUGGGGCUGAUGAUCACCGUGGCCGGCGCGCAGUGCACCAACUGCAUCAAGGCAGAAGCGCUGAAAGCCAGGGUCGUCAACGCUGGUGGCGUCGCUUACAUCAUCAGCGGGCUCUUGGUUCUGGUGCCUUUGUGUUGGAUCGCUAAUAAUAUAAUUGUGGCCUUCUACGACCAGAACGUCCCGAUGGGACAAAAACGAGAGAUCGGAGCCUCGAUUUACAUCGGAUGGGCCGCCACUGCAGUCCUGCUCUCCGGAGGAGCCAUACUGUGCUGUUCCUGCCCGAACAAAAACACCGCUUACGCGGUUAAAUAUCCCCCACCGCCGAAAAGUAUAAUGCAGAACGGGGACUAUGAUAAGAAGAAUUACGUUUAGAAUGCACAGCUCUGUGAUCUGAUUGAGCUUCCACGAAACUUCCUUUGUCCAUCUAUAAUCUGAGAUUUCGGAUCAGAAUCCCAAAGAAAAAGACUUUUUGUAUACAGAUGAAGAUGAAAACUAAAAGUACUGUUGUGAAAAGUGGAGAAAUUGGGGGACCACCUCAAUUCGGACUCAGAAAACAGUACAGAGCAAGUGAUUUGAAAGAAUUUAAAUUGUGCCAUCAUCUUCGCAAUGAAUUAGACAUUUAUGCAGUUUACUGUUCUUUGUUUUAUUGAUUACAGAAUACCUUUUCAAGGGCUUCUGUAUUGGCGUUUAUGUACGUUUUUAUGAGUAUGUCGUCAGCACCUGUAGUUGCAAAUUUUUUUUAACGGUUUUGUACUGCAUGUUUUCAUUUUUGCGUUGUGUCUCCUGUUGGAAAUACAGUAUGUUUUGGGCAAAUACAGAAAAUGCACAAUUUGAAGUCCAUUAUAGUUGUCCAAAUACGACAUUAAAGGAGAACACACAAUUAUUAGUUAUACAUAUGUAUUUAAAGUUGUAGUUAAAUAUUGUCUAUACAUUGUUUUGUCUUAAGCAUUAUUUGUAUCAUGAUGUUAACUUCACGACCUUAUUAAAUUCAGCUGUAGAAAUAAAAAGUGAUUUGUCCAAAGUA
Messenger RNA from Brienomyrus brachyistius, 1561 nucleotides. RefSeq names its product claudin-5-like. The record is from RefSeq and is a predicted model, not a curated record. Gene Ontology annotation, molecular function: structural molecule activity. Bases 262 to 909 code for a protein of 215 amino acids. Gene Ontology annotation, biological process: cell adhesion; bicellular tight junction assembly. The transcript has a single exon. Gene Ontology annotation, cellular component: plasma membrane; bicellular tight junction. NCBI's taxonomy places the organism in Eukaryota, Metazoa, Chordata, Actinopteri, Osteoglossiformes, Mormyridae.